AUGCACCUGCCACGCUGCACUGCUCGCGCUGUGGAGAGCUCCGCUGGUGGAAUGUACCAGAACCUGCUGAUUGGUUCUUAUGUGAAUGGGCAUUUGACUCGCUGCGAGUUUGGGACUAUUGUGAAACUGGCUGCUGUGAAUUCUCUUAAGAGGGGGUCCGAGGGGCCUAAGGUCCAGGAGAGGGGUCUCCGUCUAGGAGAGGGCCUGACGCUGGCGCCGCUCUUGGAGACCCGCCCGGACGCGCGAACUUCGGCAUCUGGUCGCCCAUCCUGGCUCGGGCCGGGGGUCGGGGGGGCCCUCUCCCGCGACGCCGACGCCCCCAGCUGUGCUGCCUUCCUGCCGGCCAUCUCGCCCAACUUGCUGCCGCACCCACCACCGGGUGGCCCGCGCCAGCGACCUGCGCGGCCUCGUGACCUUCACGCUGGCGCACAACCAACCGCAAGUGCAGGUAUCCAGCUUUCUGGGAUGACAACAGACACUAUUUCUGGACUUACUGGAAUCUUCUGGCCAUCUGCCUGGCCUUCAUCAUCGUGUUUGAGCUGGGUCCUUGACCUCCUGGUACCCAACAUCCCGGAGUCUGUGGAGAUCAAAGUGAAGCGGGAAUACUACCUGGCGAAGCAGGCCCUAGCCGAGAAUGAGGCUCUCUUUGGAACACAUGGAGCCAAGGUUGACCAGCCCCAUGGCUCAGAGACGGGUUGGGCCCACAAGUCUAAGAUUCCAGGAGCCAACCUGGCCUCCCCGUCAUCCUCCUGCUCCCCAUCCUUCCCUUCCGAAGUCAGAGGUCAGCCAGUGUCAUCAGCUGAGAGGCCUGGAGCCUGGUCAGCACGUAGGAGACUGUUGAAGGCACACCCAGAGCCAGCUCACCGUGCACCAUCAGAGGCGAUGGCCUGGCUCAGCUCAACUCGUCCCCACCUUGGCUGAGUACUGCUGCUGCGGCCCCUGGCUGGCCUGGGCCUCUGCCCAUGCAUCCUGCCUCCCGAGUCCUGGCUGCCACCCCCACUUGAUACCUCUCAGCAUCCCUAAGGCCAGCCAACUGGAGCAGGGUGCCUGGAGGACAUCUGUGGCCUCUGGGGAAGCCAUCUCCUGCUGGACCCCUCCCAAGCCCCAUGAGCCAUAUCCUCUCUCUUUGCACGACAAGGCAGAAUGGAUCUGAAAUGCUGGCUUCCAGACCCUGCCUCUGUACUCAGAGAGUGCCUGUCCUUUCCAGACCUCAGUCCCUGGACUUCCAUCCCCCAGCAGGGAGGGGCCCUCUUUGUUCCUGCCCCUAAACCUAAGCCUCAGGGGCCCCUGCACACCCCUUACCCCCAACCCCAUCCCCCCCUGGCCAGGAGGUGGCCUCCACCCUCCCCACUGGCCUGACAUCCUCUUGUGUGUCCCUCCAGACCCACCCCUACCUCUUCCUGUCCUGUCCAAGCAGUGGCCCUCCAUCCCCGCAUGCCCACAUACCCCAGCUCUCUGAGCCCUCACCCUGUCGCAGACCACAGCAGGGAAGUCGUUCACCCCAUCUCUCCAUUCCCGAGUACCCAGGUCCUCUCGAUUCCAUCUUAUAUUUCUAGAAUCUCGCCCACUCUUUCUAUCCUAGCCACCAUUAACAGCCUCUGACAGUGUCCCUUCAACUUCCUCCUGUGGCAGCCAGACUAAAAACGAUCUGCAUCCCCCUGCUGUUUCUGAAGUUCCCUCCUGGGCCGCACACCUUCAGCAGUGGGGCUAAGUCUCCCCAGCUGUCCUCACUGCUGGGCUAGGGCCGACCCUGUGCCCUUCACCCAUUCCCUGGGGCUUUGUACACAGCAAGCACCGAAAUGGGAAAGGUUUUGGAAUGAGAUUUCAUUUCUUUCCCUUACUAAUAAGUGAAAGCAGACACCUUGGGAGGAAAGUGUAUUCCUGCAACAUUCGGCAAUCUCUUUCCACAAGUCCUUCUGUAUGUUUAUACACGAUGGUCUUCCAGCUUGGGUCACACCAGGACAUGCGGUUCUGACCUUGUCUCUGACUUUCCCUGGGCUUGCCUUCUCCCGUGAACUCGGCUGGCGGCGUGUUGCUCCGCCACGUGUCUCCUCACAUAGUGCCCACUUACUGUCGGGAGGUAGGUCCUCUUACUCCACCGUUAUGGACU
Messenger RNA from Cynocephalus volans (Philippine flying lemur), 2110 nucleotides. RefSeq lists its product as uncharacterized. Bases 1 to 921 code for a protein of 306 amino acids. The transcript is spliced from 5 exons. The record is from RefSeq and is a predicted model, not a curated record. Lineage: Eukaryota; Metazoa; Chordata; Mammalia; Dermoptera; Cynocephalidae.